Messenger RNA from Perkinsus marinus ATCC 50983, 1755 nucleotides. RefSeq names its product 1-pyrroline-5-carboxylate dehydrogenase, putative. The transcript has 8 exons. The coding region runs from base 29 to 1687 and encodes 552 amino acids. Gene Ontology annotation, molecular function: aldehyde dehydrogenase (NAD+) activity. Lineage: Eukaryota; Perkinsozoa; Perkinsida; Perkinsidae. The record is from RefSeq and is a predicted model, not a curated record.
CUAGUGUUAGUUCAUUCACUCUCGCACUAUGUUGAUUUCACCCUCGAGGAGGUUCGUGUCCAUGUGGCACGUGGCUCGUUCAGUUCGAGCCUUCACUUCGGUGACCGGAAACAACCUCGAUUUCAUCAAUUUUGAUCCUUACAAGACCGAAGGGGAGGCAGUCAAACUCCAUAAUUUUUUGAACGGAAAGUGGGUGCAUACCGCGAAGACCACGGACAUUGUAGACCCCCUUACUGGAAAGCCCAUGCUGAAAAUGCCAAACACAAGUGUCAGUGAGCUCGACCCAUUCGUCAAGUCCAUGCGAGCUAUCCCCAAGAGCGGUCUCCACAAUCCCCUGCGUAACGUAGAGAGGUACCGUCUGUACGGCGACAUUUCACACAAGUUGGCGGCUGAGCUCCGCAAGAAGGAGGUUAUGGAUCACUUCGCUAAGUGCAUUCAGAGAGUAGCCCCCAAGAGUUGGGCUCAGAGUGUCGCUGAAGUGGACAUAGUCCGUAUAUUCCUGGAGAACUUCUCGGGAGACCAGGUCCGAUUUCUCGCGCGUGGGUUCACAGUUUCUGGAGACCGAGACGGUCAGCAGAGUCAGGGCUACCGAUGGCCAUACGGCCCAACAGCUCUGAUCGCCCCUUUCAACUUUCCCCUUGAGAUCCCGGUACUACAGCUCAUGGGGGCGCUUUAUAUGGGUAACCAUGUCACAUUGAAGUGUGCCUCGAUGACAUCGAUGGUCAUGGAGGAGUGGCUCAGACUCAUGCAAAAGGUCGGUGCUCCAUCAAGUGACGUUAAUAUGAUACAUUGCGGCGGUAAGGUGGCCGAGGCUCUCCUCAUGGACGGAAAACCACGCGUGACGCUCUUCACUGGCUCCAGCGUGGUCGCAGAGAGGUUGGCUACGGUCACAGCCGGGCGAAUCAAGAUCGAAGAUGCUGGGUUCGAUUGGAAGAUCCUUGGUCCUGUUCGAAACAUUUCGUCACAGCUUGAGCACGUCGCGUGGACAUGCGAUCAAGAUGCUUACGCUCACACUGGGCAGAAGUGCUCCGCUCAGAGCAUACUGUUCGCUCAUCACGACUGGGUGGAAGCCGGCAUCUUCCAGAAGAUGGGUCAGAUAGCCAGAGAGAGGUCCUUGGACAAUCUCACAAUCGGUCCCGUCCUCAGCCACACUACGGCUGACAUCCAAAGUCAUCAGGAGGAGCUCUUGAAGAUACCAGGCGCUAAGGUCCUGUUCGGAGGCAAGCCAUUGAUCGGGCACACUAUUCCCCAAUGUUAUGGGGCCUACGAGCCCACCGCCGUGUUCGUUCCUCUCGAGGAGCUAGUCAAGCCUGGACACUUUGAGGUAUGUACUAAGGAGAUCUUUGGACCUUUCCAAGUGUGCACUGAGUGGAAGAGUGAUCAGUUGAAGCUCGUCUUGGACGCUACUGAGAGGAUGAGUGCCCACCUCACAGCCGCGGUUGUUAGCGAUGAUCCACAAGUCAAGAACGCCAUACUCGGGGUCACUGUCAAUGGGACGACCUACGCUGGCGUCAGAGCUAGGACCACUGGAGCCCCUCAGAACCAUUGGUUUGGUCCAGCUGGCGAUCCGAGGGCUGCUGGGAUUGGCAGCCCUGAAGCGAUCAGAUUAGUGUGGAGCUGCCAUCGCGAAAUUAUUCAAGAUGACGGUGGCGUGCCGGAAGGGUGGGUGCGCCCGACACCGUCCUAGAUUGCACGAUGGAUCAAAAGACGGUAGUGGUCGAUCUGAUUGUUGAACAUGAUGGAGAGGUUUCUUUG